AUGAUCGAGGAACAUGCAACCACUUUCUUUUUUCAUGCCUCGGAGCGUUGCGGGCAGAAUGAUAGUCUAUUUUUUUAUGGGGCAAAAAUAAAUCCAGAUCAUGAUCAUUUCUCCCAAACCUUACUCCUUUUUCUUUCGUUCCUCUUUUCAAUAGGCAUACAAUACGCAAAGAGGGGCCGCCCUGGCCCAGGAGAUGGUGUUCAAGUUAACUUUAUCUUACAGGAUGGAGAAGAGGUGUCAGUUCAGGCGCAUGAAGGCGAAAGUCUCUUGGAUGUUGCCUGGGCAAAUGAUAUUGAUGUUGAAGGCAUCUUUUUUUUGUUGUUUCUUAUAGGUGCAUGCGAGGCCACACUUGCUUGUUCAACAUGUCACUUGAUUCUGGACCCAGAGUCGUAUAGCAAAUUGGAAGAGCCUACAGACGAAGAGAACGACAUGUUGGACCUUGCAUUCGGACUGACAGAUACAUCUCGCCUUGGAUGUCAAGUGCUGAUGAACAAAGAGCUGGAUGGUAUUGUCGCCAAAUUGCCAACCAUGACAAGAAAUGCGUGA
Messenger RNA from Lobosporangium transversale, 546 nucleotides. RefSeq names its product 2Fe-2S ferredoxin-type domain-containing protein. The transcript has 3 exons. Gene Ontology annotation, molecular function: 2 iron, 2 sulfur cluster binding. The record is from RefSeq and is a predicted model, not a curated record. Gene Ontology annotation, cellular component: mitochondrion. Gene Ontology annotation, biological process: P450-containing electron transport chain; positive regulation of oxidoreductase activity. NCBI's taxonomy places the organism in Eukaryota, Fungi, Mortierellomycota, Mortierellomycetes, Mortierellales, Mortierellaceae. Bases 1 to 546 code for a protein of 181 amino acids.